This is a messenger RNA of Colletotrichum truncatum, 1290 nucleotides long. RefSeq names its product cytochrome p450 monooxygenase. Gene Ontology annotation, molecular function: iron ion binding; oxidoreductase activity, acting on paired donors, with incorporation or reduction of molecular oxygen; monooxygenase activity. The record is from RefSeq and is a predicted model, not a curated record. Lineage: Eukaryota; Fungi; Ascomycota; Sordariomycetes; Glomerellales; Glomerellaceae.
AUGGGAUGCUCGAGGUCGACGAAAGUUUAUCCCAAUGAACAUUGUUCUAGAAACAUUAGCCUUGACGAAGUUUCUGUCGCUUCUGCGGAAGGCCACGGACAAAUUUACGCCACAAAUCCCCACUGUACCAAGCAUGAAUUGUACUUGAAGUUUGGCGGUCAUAAUGAGCCAGGCCUGUUUACCAUGAGUAAUCCGAAAGAACAUGUACAACACAAAAGAAUGUUUGCCAGAGCAUUCAGCAAGUCUCAACUUAGAACACAGUGGGAAGACGUCAUCACCGCGAUUACUUCGAAGGCAAUCCAAAAGAUAGUCGAGGAAUUGCAGCAGAAUGGCAAGGUUGAUGUACUUAAGUGGUUCACCUUCAUGUCGUCGGACGUCUCUGGCGAAUUGAAGUUUGGAGAAUCUUGGGAUUUGCUCGGUAAAGGAAGACAGAACGAUCUUGUACGAUCAAUUGGAAUUUUCAUGCAGAUAUCAGGUUUGACCGCCGAGCUUCCGCUCCUCAAACCUUUGGGUCGACUGGUACCACUUCCAUGGUUUCGAACGGCGUUCCGAGGAUGGGACUUUGUCAUUGACUACGCAUCGAGGGCUGUAGACAAUAGCAAGAAGCUCACACAGUUAGGAGAGCGAAACAUAUUCGGAACAAUCCUUGCCAAUGCAGAGAAGGGAGAGGUGUUGACCGAGUUCGACAUUAAGAAUGAGGCGGGGAAUUUUACAGUGGCGGGUACCGAUACGACUGUAGUGACAUUGGCCUAUUGUGUGUUUGCCGUGCUGACUCAUCCGAGAGUCCAGACAGAGAUCGAAGCCGAGGUUGCUGCUUUGCCCGAGGAGUUUAGUGACGCGGAUGUCGAAAAAUUACGAUGGCUUAAUGCUGCCCUUGCCGAAACAAAUCGAUUGUUCGGUGCAGCACAAGGGGGGUUCCCGCGACGAACUCCUGCUUGUGGCUUGAUCAUCGAUGGUUACGACUUACCUGGAAAUACAACCGUCAGCGUCCAGGGGUACACAAUGCACCGAAAGAGGGAAUUAUUUCCGAAUGCCUUGGAAUGGUUCCCUGAAUCGAAUAUGUCAGCUGAAACAAAGGCUGUCAUAUCGCCGUUCGGGGCUGGAUCUCGCAUCUGUAUCGGUAUUCACGUAGCUUACAUUGAAAUGAGACUGGCUGCGGCUCGUUUCUUUCGAGAAUGCCCCGGAGCUAGGCUGGCGCAGGAAAUCACAACUGACUCGAUGGCUUUCGUUAAUUACUUCGCGACAUUUCCAAAAUCUGGCAGGUGCGUUAUCGGGAAGAUGUUUGCCUGA